UGUUAUUUAUUUUAGUUAAAUAUAACCAUUGGAUGUGCGUUAAUGUAAUUGGUCACAUAUGUGGCAUUUUCAAAAUGCUCCUAAUAUGCUUUAUUUAAAGUUUAUUUCCCCAGGCAAUAAUUUUUAUUUUGGUGGAUUGACGUUAUUGCACCACAUGUUUUGAAAAAGGCCUUGCUAGUUUCUGACUGGAAAAUGGCUCUGUAGUUGUCCAAGAGGUCAUUCAACACUCAAAGGUUGUUGUUGAGUUCAGUUGAUAAGUGGAUUAGAUCAGUCUAACAACAGUAGAUAUCCAUGGUUUUGGAAUUUUCUAAUUGUUAUUUGUCAAAGGUAGACAUCUAAGCUGUUUAUCGGUUUCUUGUACCGUAUAAUGUCUAGACACAGUCAUCUGGGAGAGAUUUGCUUAGUUAGACUGUGUUAUGUAAUGAACUGGAUUCUUUUGGGCAAAACUCCAUUCUUACAUCUAACUCCCUUCCAAAGUCUCCUCCAGAGGAAGUGAGCAAGAAAGAGAGAAGUGUCCUGUUUAGAGGACAAGAAGUCCAAAUUCCUUCCAUGUGUGGAGACGGGACUCAGCUGGUAAUGAGACAUCAUCAUUUUCCUGUCAUUCAGCCAUUAUUGACUUCUACAGAACAGCAUGUUCCCAGGGGACAAAAGCAUAAAUACUUCACAGAAGGCUGAGUCUUGGACAAGAAAAUGAAGAUCUAUUUAAAUGUUUAUGGAAGAGCUGUGUCAGUAAAACUGCCAUGUUAGCACAAAGAAUAGAAGUGGGAGGAAUGAAAGAAAAAAAAAAUCCUGUGUUAGGGUAUAAAACUCUCAGGAACAAGCAGCUGAAAGAAAGAAAACAGAAAAAGAGAGAGAAAGAAAAAAGGAAUCUUUCAGACAAGGUGAAAGGAGGAGGAAAAGUGUCCGACAGCUGCAGAGAGGGAGGAGGCUAAAACAAAACAGAGCUGUAUAGAGGUGAACGAUAGAGCGACAGGGUUGAAAGCGAUGUGAAAGGAGGAGAGAAGGUUGCUGUUGAGUGAACAUCAGGAGUUGUGUAUAUAUGCAGUAAAACAGAGAGCUGACUGAACAGAAGAAAGGGAUUUAUGAAGUGAAGUGAUUUGAAGUGGAGAUGAGUCUAACAGUGAUUCUGGCGGCUGUAGUGGGCUUCAGCGCUCUGUCUUCCUGUUACUCUGGCGAGAACACCACGAGACCGGCCAUCACAACAGCUCAUCUGUCUCAGGUGAGAGUGUUCAAUGAGGAGAUGGUUAUAGGGCGAGGGGACACUCCUGACAUCAUAGAACCUGAACCCACCACUGCAGUCUCUGAAAUGGAGAGCACUUACAACUACAUCCUGUCUAGACUGGCAGCGAUGGAUCAAGCUAUCCACAGGCUUAAUGUGGGACAUUACACAUUGGACAUUAAAGUUACACAACUGUUGGAAAGAAUGUCACGACUUGAGAAUAGAUUAGGCGACACUGAGGAUGCCAUUCAACAAGUCUCGUCCUACUGCAAGGACAACCGCAAAGAGAUUGGACGACUAGAGGGCUGCCAGAAAGGCCGUAAAAUGGGUUACAAAUGCUUCCUGACAUACCGCGUGUAUGAGACCUACGCUGAUGCAUCCAAGAAGUGUCAGGAGCGGGGAGGACGCAUGGCUAUGCCACGAGAUCGCAAAGAGCAGGAAGCUUUGGCUGAAUAUGUGAAAUCAGUAUUCCACGGAAACUGGCCUGUGUGGCUUGGGAUCAAUGACGAGCGCUCUGAAGGCCUCUACCUAUUUGAGGACACAACUCGUGUCACUUACUUCCAGUGGAGGAAGCACUUCCUGUCAAGCCAGCCAGAUGGUGGGAAACGAGAGAACUGUGUAGCCAUGUCUUCAGAUGACGGAGACUGGUGGGACACCUACUGUGAAAGACGCAUGUAUUAUCUGUGCGAGUUUGAUGUUUGACCUUGAUACUUUCCAAAAUGGCUUCUAAUUCUAAUGGCUUCAUUUUUUUUUUUUUUUUAAAUAUCAAGAGCAGCUAUUAACUGUUUUAAAAACAGUUGUUGCACAGGUAAAAUUAGGGCCAGUGAAUUGAAUGAUCCCAUGGAAUGGUUUGAUAAAUGCUAUUUUCUUUCCUGUUAACAUUUUUCCUAUUGAAACAGGAAGUUGGAGCAGGACUCUAUAAAGUAUUAGUUCACUUCCAGAAUAUAAAUUUCCUGAUAAUUUACUCACCCCCAUGUCAUCCAAGUUGUUCAUGUCUUUCUUUCUUCAGUUGAAAAGAAAUGUAGGUUUUUGAGGAAAACAUUCCAGGAUUUUCCUCCAUAUAGUGGACUUUAACGGGGACCAAUGGGCUGAAGGUCCCAAUUGCAGUUUUAAUGCUGGGUUUUAAGAUCCCAUAAGAGUCUUAUCUAGCGAAACAAACAAACAAUAAAAAAAAUAAAAAAGUAUAUACUUUUUAACCACAAAUGCUCAUCUUGCAUUAGCUCUGCAAUGUGCGUCCAUAAAGAAUUACGUCGUUUCGUUGAAAUGUUUACGUGUGACGUAGGCAGAAGUAGUACCGAACUCCAUCUAAAUUUUCUCCUUCAACUCCGAAAUCGACAAACAUCAUUGUUUUACCUUUUUUUUUGUAAAGGGCGUUUGAUUUAGUUUUUGCGAGUUCACUUUAUAAACACUGAAUCGGUACUUCCGCCUGCUUCAAAGCGUGACCUUUCCAACGUGACUACGUAAUACGUGAAGUUGACCUGAACAUCUUGUAUGACAUGGGGGUGAGUAAAUUAGCAGGAAAUUUUUAUUCUGGAAGUGAACUAAUCCUUUAACUUCCUGUCCCCCUUAAAUCCCAAAGCAAUUCCAUUUUAUAUGCGCAUUAUUAUAUGCCCUAUAAAUAAUUUUAUACUGCAUUCAUGAAAAUGUUAACGCCUUUUGAAUUACAUAUUACAUACAUGUAUCAUGUUAUAUUACUGAAGCUGAAAAGCUAAAAAAUGGUCAAAUUAAAAAUUUCUCUUUCUUAGUAUUUUCAGUUAGCAAGCAAAUUAGUUAGCCUACUAGCUCAAGAUCACACAUUUGAACAGGCUUUGAGGAAGGGGGAUAGGAUUCUCCUCUGGAUCGUAUAUUGUAGGGCGUAGAGAACAGAAAUACUGUAUAUUUUAUAUAUCUGCUAAAAGUUAACAAACUUUACAAAAAUACAACAUCUUAUACUGUAGAUGGCUUUAAAGAUAAUAAAUGCCACAAAACUCCAAUAUUCAUGGGAUCUAAAAACAAAGCGCUGGAAAUAUUUGUAAUAACAAAGGUUUGAAGAUCAUGGACAAAUGAAAACACAGAAAUACAAUAAAUUAUUUCAUCUUUCUGAUGUUUAAUGUUUGUAUUAUUCCAAGGGUGGUCUGCAUUUGCCCUGGUUCUGACAUUACAUUAGUGCUGUUUUAGACGUGUGUUCAAAAACCGUAACAGAAAUUUGUUUUCUUUUUGUUCUUUGUUGUUCUAAAAUUCUUUAGAAUGAUGGCUUGUUGUUUCAACCCUGUAUUUGUUUUCAAAGUUGUAUUUGCUUGACUUGGCAACUACUGAAGCAGGUUUAAAGUGAAAUAAAACUCUUGAGCUAUU
Messenger RNA from Onychostoma macrolepis, 3550 nucleotides. RefSeq names its product C-type lectin domain containing 11A (gene clec11a). The transcript has 4 exons. The coding region runs from base 1109 to 1921 and encodes 270 amino acids. The record is from RefSeq and is a predicted model, not a curated record. NCBI's taxonomy places the organism in Eukaryota, Metazoa, Chordata, Actinopteri, Cypriniformes, Cyprinidae.